GGCCAGAGCAGCCCCAGCCGCUCCGGCGCCGGGCGAGUCACGGAGCCGAGGAGCCGCCAGCUCCGCUCCGCUCAGCUUCCCCCCGGACCCUCCGGCAAAUGACAGGCGCGAGUUGUCACCGCCCGGCUGCCGGGGACAAAAGCCACCAUGAGGGCCGUGCUCUGGGACCUGCUGCUGCUGUGCCUCUUCGCCCAGGCGCGGGGCGACUGCCGGGGCGACUGCCUGCACUGCGACCGCCAGCUCUACCGCGACAGCUUCGACGUCCUCAUCUGCAUCCUGGAGUGCGAAGGCGAAGCCGUGCCGAGGGCCACCUGGGAGCUGUGCGCGGCCGCCAGCCGAGCCGCCCCGCGGCCCCGCGACCUCGCCGCCGAGCCCUGGCCCGGCGCGGCUCCGGCGCUGCCGGCGGGCCCGGCCAACCCUCUCCAGGUCACCGAGCUGCUGCGGCGCCGCGGGGCCGACGCCGACGAGGCCGCGCCGGGCACCUUCCCGCAGCCUCCCGAGGAGGACAUUUCCCGGCGGCUCGGCCGCUUCCCGCCGGGAAUGGGCGGCUGGCGCCCGGCGCCGGCGGCCAAGGGGGUGCAGAAGAGGUACGGGGGCUUCAUCGGGGUGCGCAAGUCGGCUCGGAAGUGGAACAACCAGAAGAGGUUUAGCGAGUUCCUGAAGCAGUACCUGGGGAUGGCGCCGCGCUCCACGUUCCGGCACCGCUUCCCAGCACCUUCUGCCCGGCACAGGCAAAAUUAAACCCUGCUCCUGCCCCAGCCGCUCCAUCCUCUCUCUGCCGGACCCCAAAGCGCUUCAGACCCGAAAUCUCUUUGCUCUUCACCCACUUAAAGCCACAUUUAACCCCGGAGCCGACGAAUUCCGACGGGAGCGCGAAUUCCGACGGGAGGGAGGGAGGGAUCCACGCGGAACGGGCGGAAAUCGAUGCAAAGUACAGGAAAAACAAAAAACAACGGAAUUUUUGCCGGAAAAAAUUGGGGAUUUUUUUUUUUUUUUUUUUUUUUGGCGGGAGGUGGGGGCGGGGCUUUGGUUUUGGAGUUUGGGGUUUUUUUGGCCGAUUUGCGUCCAGCAAAAUCAACCCCGAAUUCCCAGAUUUUCCCAGCUCUGGAGAUGGGAUUUUGGCUUCCCGUGGGAUUCAUUCCCAACUUUCAAGGGUCGCAUCCCGACUCCCGCCCAGCUCCCCAAAAUUCUGUAAAUCCUCAUUUAUUUUCGUUUCAAUUCCCCCUCUUUUGUUUCGUUUUGUUGCCGCCAUUCCCCCCUUUUUCCGAGCGCUUUCCUUGGAAUUUCGUGACCACGCCGGGGCCGACGCCUUUGCUCUGCACCUCGACCCGCCAGCGCCUUCCCGGCGCGUCCCAACCCCAGAAAAUGUGGGAUUUCCCCACAUCAUUCCCAGGAGGACAAUCCAAAUCCGGCCGAUUCCCUCCUUCCCGCUUCAUCCCAAAAAAAAACCCCCACCCCCUUCCCGAAGUUUAUCCCGGCCUCACCCGCGGCGCCGCCGCCGUCGCCUUCCUUUGUUUAAAAAAAAACCACCAAAAAACCGUAAAAGACGAGAAUCCCGCUGGGAAAAAGCACCCAAAAAACCAAAAAAAAAAAAUAGGGAAAAAAUUCCAGGAUAAUCCCGAAAUGUUGUUGUUUUUAAUUGUUUCCUACAAAGAUUUCUCCAUUAAACUUGUACAUAGCAAAAGGAUUAAUAAAUCAGUUUACUGUUUCUACGAUCUGAUUGCGACUGGCCACCGUCACUCGGGCGUGAGCAGCUUCCCGCUGUCCCAUCCCACGGGAAUUCCUUGGAUUUACGGGGCUGGGGGAGAAAAAAAGUGGAGAUUUUGGGGUGUAUUUAAAAAAAUAAAAUCCAGGAAUGCCGUGGCGCGGAAGAGCUGCGGGAAGGGCGAUCCCGUUGGUGAGGAAUGGGGUGGAGCCAGGGGUGGGUGGAGCGGGGAAAUGGGAUAAAAAGUGGGGUUUUAGGGUUUGAGGGAGACAACGGGAAUUUCCACCUGGAUCCAUCCAUAGCUUUUUCCAGCUUUCCCCAGCAGCUGGAAAUUUGGGAUCGCCGUGGAUUUAGGGAUGGGAGCGGCAUCGCUGCCCCGCGUGGUGGCGGGGGGUGAGGAGGAGCCAUCCCAAGGGAAUUCCCAGGUUCUUCAGGACAGCGGUCGGCGAUUAAAAAAUUGAUUGGGAGAAGCCUCGGACUGGUGGGAGGGGAAUUUUUUUGGGAUUGGGGCGAGGUGGGAUCCGAGGUCCCCAAACUCCCUGCGGGAAUUGUAGGAAUUGCAUCCGUUUGGUGUUCCCGGGAUGCAAUUUUUAAUCUGGUUUUUCCCUGUUUUUCCCCUCCUGGGACCCCCCUUCAGCUCCAUCUCCUCUUCCCUCGCCUUUUCCAGUUCCUUUUCCACCUCCACAUCCAUGAAAAAAUAAAAUUCUAUCAAAUUA
Corvus hawaiiensis (hawaiian crow) is the source of this 2421-nucleotide messenger RNA. RefSeq names its product prepronociceptin (gene PNOC). The coding region runs from base 148 to 741 and encodes 197 amino acids. NCBI's taxonomy places the organism in Eukaryota, Metazoa, Chordata, Aves, Passeriformes, Corvidae. Gene Ontology annotation, molecular function: opioid receptor binding. Gene Ontology annotation, cellular component: neuronal cell body; axon terminus; plasma membrane. The record is from RefSeq and is a predicted model, not a curated record. The transcript has 5 exons. Gene Ontology annotation, biological process: chemical synaptic transmission; sensory perception; neuropeptide signaling pathway.